Molecule: messenger RNA, 711 nt
Organism: Saccostrea echinata
Lineage: Eukaryota; Metazoa; Mollusca; Bivalvia; Ostreida; Ostreidae
Product: short-chain collagen C4-like
Exons: 3
Coding region: 1-711 (236 amino acids)
Source: RefSeq, a predicted model, not a curated record
AUGUUAAUCAAAUUUUUGUUUUUGUGGUACUUCAUACAGGAUGCACGGUUUGAAAAGGAAGAAAAAAGGAUUCUUUUAAAUGAUCCCGGUUUAGUGGAGCAAAGGCUGAAUCAUCUUGAGCAAGAAUUACAGAUGCUGAAGAUUGAAAAUCAGAAGCUUAAGGCUUCGCAAUCAGGAAAUAGUGCUGUUUACACACGUUGGGGACGAAAGGAAUGUCCAUCUAACGUAUCAGAGAUAAUAUAUUCUGGAUUUGCCGCAGGCGGAUGGUGGAAUGAUAAAGGAAGUCCAACCAACUAUCUCUGUCUUCCACCAGAUCCCAUACCAAGUGGAAAAUCAGUAACAACAUCUUGCAAUCAUCUCUUUGGUGUGGAAUAUGAAUCGGGAUUCUGGGGACCUCAUUCCCAUAACGAAGAUGCUCCAUGCGCAGUGUGCUCGAGCACUUCUGGGUCCAAAAUGCUGAUGAGACCAGGAAGAGACACAUGCUAUCAAGGUUGGACAAAGCAAUAUGACGGUUAUCUUGGGACUAACGAACUUCAUUACGUAGGGGCAACAGAAUAUGUUUGUGUUGAUCACAGUCCAUCAUAUCUUAAUGCAGGAGAGCGUUCAACCGACGGAGCUUUAUUUCAUCCGGUUACCUACCAAUGUGGGGCGUUACAGUGCCCGCCAUAUACUGGUGACGAAGUCGUCAAUUGUGUUGUCUGUACAAAAUAA